Messenger RNA from Camelina sativa (false flax), 1201 nucleotides. NCBI's taxonomy places the organism in Eukaryota, Viridiplantae, Streptophyta, Magnoliopsida, Brassicales, Brassicaceae. The record is from RefSeq and is a predicted model, not a curated record.
GUUGCUCAGAGACUUGAUCUUCCGUUUGGAAUUAAGGUUUCUCGUAUCAUAUCAUUAUUUACAGAGAUGUCUUACGUUCCACCACAUAAACGACAUGAAAACGUUGCAGUGAGAGCAUCCCCUGUUCCAACUUCUCUUCCAACAAAACCCAAUAAAAACCUCUGGAGUAGAGAUAGAACAAUAAUCUACGCGGACGAUUGGAUUUCAAGAUUGCUUCUCGUUGGUUCAAAUGGCGACGACAGCUUCCAACUUGUGCCCGUUUCUUCAGAAUGGAGGAGAGACACAGAAGAAAAGUCUCUGGUAAUCUUAACGAAGAGCAAUUACAUAAAACCGGAAAAUCCAUGGUUAUGGGUAGCAGCGAAGGUGGAGGAUGAUCUUAUAUUAGGGUUUGGUAGGGCAAAGAAGAUGCUGCUACGUUAUGGAUCCGAGGAUGUCAAAGUCAAGCUCAGACUGAUCGCUCGAUUUGGGAAAGUUUUAGAUUGUCCGUUGGUUGAAGAGAGGACACUAAAUAAAUGGAAGAAAUCUUUCCAAACAAAUGUCCCAAAGUCUUAUGUGGAAAACAUUGAGUAUGGAGUUGUACCUGAUAUGAGAUUUUGUGUUGAAAAGACCAAGGAGUUGUAUCUCGUCAAUGUAUUGGACAACACUCGUCCUGGUGUAACCAUCUACUGUAGAUGUAAGGCUGACCUUAAUGUUUUGAGGCACUUAGUUCUUGACGUCUCAUGCCUUGAUCAAGAACUUGACAUGAGGUUGAUGGUUGACUCAAAAAGGACAUUAACCAAUCUCUCGGAGACUGAGAUUAAGAAUCUUAAAGAGCUGACAGAUUCAGCGGUGAUAGAUCCAAAUGUGAAAGGUGGGUUAAAGUGGCCUCUUGGGAAAUCUUCUUGUGCGGAUCGAUACAACGUCUGUGGCGUUUGGCAUACCGUAACUACUACAUACAGAAACCAAACUCUCAUGCUUCAGAUCAUAGAGGCUGACAGAUAUGAUUUCAGAAGUGGAGUUGGAGGAACCACAAGGGAAGUUGAACUCAAAGUUAAAGCCUUGAGCACUAUGCUAGUAAAGGAGGAAAAUGUGGAGAAGAAGUGUGUUUCAGACAUGCUGAAAGAUUGUCUGAAAGCAGUUUGGGAUUACUUUUUGAAAGCAGUGUAAUGCAGUCACACUGUGUUUUUUGGUGUGUUUUCCAGUUUGUGCUAUAUACUUUACU